AUGGCGAAACGCAAGGCACCUGAAGAACUCUCCACUAAUUUGAAUACUAUCAAAGCUCGCAACCGCGUCUCCAACCUUACUGAAGAUGAGAAGGCUGUUCAUUUAGCACUCAAGGCUGACCAUGGCGAUCUGAGCUACUACUUAAAGAAGUUAUACAAGUCUGCAAAGUAUAUCGCUGCCUCUGCUGAAGACAAGACACGUCUACAGAAUGAAUUGAAGGUUGAGCGUAUUCGUGUUCGGACUGAAAAGGGCACCCAUGCAUCUUGCAUUGCGAAUCAGAAAGUCAAGAAUACUAGCGCCCCUUCUUCUUCUCCACAAGCCCCACCAUCUACUCCGCCACAACUUCUGUCUGAGCUUGCUGCAUUUGAGGGUAUCACCAGUAUCCCAAUCGAUGACGAUCAUAACAGCGAAUGGGAGGAUACUGAGGUUGAAGACGAUUUAGAGUUGGAGCUUAUGUUACGGCGCGACGAUAUUUUAAAUGACGAGGCUGUUCUACCAGAUGAGCUUUCUGAUGAAGAGAUCGCUAGCAUCCAGGCUCUCUUAACUCAAGCACGCAUUGAUGCCCAUGAAGAGUCCAAUUUCCGCAAGUGGCAACAUUUCUGGGAUAGCUGUAUCCGCUCAUAUACGAGAAAGGCUGGAAAGCUGAGAAAGAAGCCUGAGCAUCUCUUUGAAUAUAUGCCAUGGAUUGAUGUAGAAGAAGGCACUUUUCACAACGUUAUCCCACCACAUAAAUAUUUCUGUUUGUACGAGCAGGCAGUUUGGACAAACUUUACAGCUUGGAAGUUUGGAAAGUGGGCCCAAUUACCAGGACCUGCGCAGUGGUACCCAAAGUCUUACAAUCUUGUCGACAACGGAUGGUUACAAGUCUCCACUCAUAGUUCUAGCUUCAAAGAGGCGUUCUUACUUGUCUACUCUAAGAAAUUUGAUAAGGAAAAGUGGGCUAAGGUAUCAGCUGCACAGGAUAUGUUGUUUCUGGAGUUAGAGUAGAGGAGAGAAAUGGAGUAUUUGAUUUUCCGACGCGAAUAGGGGCUAUAGAGAUUUAAGUAUUUCAUCGUAGCCAGACUUCUGGUAAUCUUCUGAUAAUCAAACAAUUUGCUACUUGCCAAAUGUCAUCGCAAUAUUCAGAGUUGUUUGACUCUGACAAUCCUAUUUCUAAUAUAUUCUCAGACUCUCUUCCCUCUUCUCAACGACUACCUUCAUUAAAUCAAAUCCCUGCGGGCCUCGAAUAUACUGGCAAAUUAAACCAAUUCAUCAAAUGGACUAAGGAUACACACG
Molecule: messenger RNA, 1275 nt
Organism: Pseudogymnoascus destructans
Lineage: Eukaryota; Fungi; Ascomycota; Leotiomycetes; Thelebolales; Thelebolaceae
Exons: 4
Coding region: 1-987 (328 amino acids)
Source: RefSeq, a predicted model, not a curated record